Messenger RNA from Carcharodon carcharias (great white shark), 4028 nucleotides. Its product is annotated as sal-like protein 3. The record is from RefSeq and is a predicted model, not a curated record. Lineage: Eukaryota; Metazoa; Chordata; Chondrichthyes; Lamniformes; Lamnidae. Gene Ontology annotation, molecular function: RNA polymerase II cis-regulatory region sequence-specific DNA binding; DNA-binding transcription factor activity, RNA polymerase II-specific. Gene Ontology annotation, cellular component: nucleus. Gene Ontology annotation, biological process: regulation of transcription by RNA polymerase II. The transcript is spliced from 3 exons. The coding region runs from base 30 to 4028 and encodes 1332 amino acids.
UUGUUGCUGAUGUAUCUGCCACCACCACCAUGUCGCGCCGCAAGCAAGCGAAGCCCCAGCAUCUCAAGUCGGACGAGGAAGCAGUGGCAAUAGUUUCGCAAAAUUCAGCCCCAGGGGAAGGACCAGAUGAUGCUGAUAGUGGGAACGAAAGCAGAAGUGGAAGUGAGGAAACCCACAUCUGUGAGAAAUGCUGUGCAGAAUUCUUCAAAUGGUCUGACUUCAUGGAGCACCAGAAGAAUUGCACUAAGAAUCCACUAGUCUUAAUUGUGAACGACGAGGAGGCAGCACGCUCAGAAGACUUCCCUGAGCCUUCUCCUGCCAGUAGCCCAAGUGAUCAAGGAGAGAGUGAAGCUGCUGAGGAGAGCACUCAGUUGGAGGGAAAUGACAGCUCCGAGGUAAAGAGUACAGAACAAGACGAGCCGAUGGAGGUGGAUGCCUCCACUGACAAAGGUUACCAGAAUCAAGGGACCUCCAGUACUGCUACUUCGCUACCUCAGAUUCCCGAAUCAUCUUCCAUGACCAAUUAUAACAUGCCAAACACUAAUGUGACUUUAGAGACUUUGCAAAGUACAAAAGUGGCGGUAGCACAGUUCUCACAGGACACACGAUCUAACAGUCCUAGUUCAAAUAGUGGAGUAUCCACCAUUGCGAUCCCUAUGAUUCUAGAGCAGUUGAUGGCUCUGCAACAGCAGCAACUUCACCAGCUUCAACUAAUUGAACAAAUCCGAAACCAAGUAGCGAUGAUGAAUCCACAAACAUUGCACCCUUUAAAUCCAUCAGCAUCUUCCCAAGGUACACCUGUAUCUGCUGCUAGCCAGCAUGUUUCAUUCAGUGAUCAUUCUUCUAAACAGUUAACAGCCGUUAUUUCAGCCUCGGGAACAGGACAGGCAUCCAGUAUCCACCCUUCUGCCUUUGAUAGUUCACAGCAAAUCACACAGCCUGCUUCUGGGGCUAGCACUCCUGUUUUGCCCAGCAGUGUAUCUCCCAGAUCAGAAUCCAACUUGCCUCCAUCCACUAGCGGAGUUUCAUCUUCCCUGACUCCAAGUUCCAGUUCAAAUACAAGUAACACUUCCUCACAGUUACAGUAUUCAACUUCAUCACUUGGACAUGGUAAUCUUCUCAGCCCAGCUUCCAGCAUGCCUAAUCCACUGCUACCUCAGAACACAUCAAGUAGUGUGAUCUUCCAAAACCCACUGGUCAGCAUUGCUGCAACUACUAAUGCUCUAGAUCCACUGGCUGCCCUUAUGAAACAUCGCAAAGGAAAACCACCCAAUGUUUCUGUGUUUGAUCCCAAAACGAGCUCAGAAGAUCCAUUUUUCAAGCAUAAGUGUAGGUUUUGUGCUAAGGUCUUUGGAAGUGACAGUGCAUUACAGAUUCACCUCCGUUCCCAUACUGGAGAGAGACCAUUUAAGUGUAAUAUUUGUGGAAAUCGUUUUUCCACUAAAGGUAAUCUUAAAGUUCACUUUCAGAGGCAUAAAGAAAAAUACCCUCACAUCCAGAUGAACCCAUAUCCAGUCCCUGAAUACCUUGAUAAUGUACCUACCAGCACAGGCAUUCCAUAUGGGAUGUCCUUGCCACCAGAAAAACCAGUGACAACAUGGUUGGACACCAAGCCUGUGCUGUCAACCUUACCAACUUCAGUUGGAUUACAGUUGCCUCCAACUCUAUCAAGCAUUACCAGUCUGGCUGAGUCCCCAACUGUGACUCCUUUAAGCAGGUCACCCCAAAGACCAUCUCCUCCAUCAAGUGAAUGUGCUUCUUUGUCACCAAACAUGAACAAGAAUGAUUCCAGCAUUCCAAUAACUGCAGAAUCUCCACAGUCAAUUAAUGGCGGUAGUGUGGUCCCCAUUGUUCAAGGACUAAAUGUACCUACUUCAGGUUUCAAACCCACAGAAAGCUGUGCAACUGGACCGUCAGUUUCCUCUGCUCCAUGCUCUACCACACCUUCGACUGCUGCAGACAAUGGAGUGAACAGUAUUCCUACAACCCUCCCAAGCCCUCUGCUUCCCAUAAUAUCUGGUCAGUUUAAGGCAAAGUUCCCAUUUGGUGGCCUGUUAGACUCUAUGCAAACAUCUGAGACCUCAAAACUGCAACAGUUGGUGGAGAACAUUGAUAAAAAGAUGACCGACCCCAACCAGUGCAUUAUUUGUCACCGUGUACUAAGUUGCCAGAGUGCUCUGAAAAUGCAUUACCGCACACACACAGGUGAAAGGCCGUUUAAGUGCAAAAUCUGUGGGCGCGCUUUUACUACCAAGGGCAACUUAAAGACACAUUUCGGCGUUCACCGAGCAAAGCCACCUCUGCGAGUACAACAUUCUUGCCCCAUUUGCCAGAAGAAAUUUACAAAUGCUGUAGUUUUACAACAGCACAUUCGUAUGCAUAUGGGUGGACAGAUUCCAAAUACACCUUUACCGGAGGGCUUCUCAGACAGUAUGGACACAGACCUAACUUGUGAUGAAGUGAAUGCUGAACUAAUGAGCAAUUAUCCUGAUGAUGAACUGAUGGAUGAAAAUUCAAUGGAUGAGGAGGCAGAAUUAAACAUUACCACAACUGAGUCUUCAAAGCAAUUGUUAUGUUAUUCUGGUUCAUCACCAAACUCUCCUCCUUCAGUGAUUUCUAGCAUUGCUGCACUGGAGAAUCAGAUGAAGAUAAUAGACUGUGCUUUGAGCACACAGCAGCGAUCCAGCAUGAAAUCUGUUGAAAAUGGAUCCAUGGAAAGUGAUCGCUUAACUAAUGACUCCUCCUCCGCUGUGGGUGACUUAGAAAGUCAGAGUGCAGGUAGCCCAGCAAUGUCCGAGUGCUCUUCUUCAAUGCAGGCAUUGUCACCUGUGCAUAGUAAUGCUGAGAGUCAAAGGUCAAAGUCACCAGGCUUUGGCAACCAAGAAGAACCACAUGAGACAUCAGUGAAAUCAGAAAAAGCGGACAGUCCAUCAACUCAUCGGGAGAAUGGAGGUGCACUAGAUCUGACAGCCAACAACCUGGGUCGGCCGAUCAUCAAAGAAGAGGCUUUUAGUAUGCUGUUCCCCAACCAAGAAUGUGGUAAGUUGAAAAGUACUGUUUGUAGUAUCUGUGGCAAACCUUUUGCUUGUAAAAGUGCAUUGGAAAUUCACUACCGCAGCCAUACUAAAGAGCGUCCAUUUCUUUGCACAAUCUGCAAUCGUGGUUGCUCCACUAUGGGUAAUUUAAAACAGCACUUACUGACGCACAAGAUGAAAGAACUUCCUUCUCAGUUAUUUGAACCCAACUCCACUCUAGGUCCCACCCAAAGUACUCCUAGCCUGGUCACCAGCACCGCACCAACCGUGGUCAAAAUGGAAGUCAAUGGUCACAGCAAGCCGAUCUCCCUAGGUGAUGGUACGCAGGUUCCAGUUGGUAUACAGGCUCCAUCUGCACCACAGACAGCCAUGAGUCCAGGUAUGACACCCAUUCUGGCACCGCCACCUCGUCGGACACCCAAGCAGCAUAACUGUCCAUCCUGUGGGAAGACCUUUUCUUCUGCAAGUGCUCUUCAGAUCCAUGAGCGCACACACACUGGUGAAAAGCCAUUUGGCUGCACAAUCUGUGGCAGAGCUUUUACAACAAAAGGGAAUCUUAAGGUUCACAUGGGAACCCAUAUGUGGAAUAAUGCUCCAGCAAGAAGAGGGCGUCGUCUGUCAGUGGAGAACCCAAUGGCUUUACUAGGUGGUGAUGCUAUGAAGUUCUCAGAGAUCUUUCAAAAGGAUUUGGCAGCUCGGGCAAUGAAUGUUGACGCAACAUUCUGGAACCAGUACGCUGCUGCUAUCACGAAUGGUCUAGCUUUGAAAAAUAAUGAGAUUUCUGUUAUACAGAAUGGAGGCAUUCCUCAGCUCCCUGUUAGCUUGGGGAGCAGUGGUAUCCCAGCUUUAACUAAUGUGACCAGCGGAAUGGACAGGGUUCGCACAGGCAGCAGUCCGCCUGUCGCUGGGCUGGAGAAACCAAGCACAGAAGGAGGAGCAAAUCGGCCAUUCGCUAGAUUUAUUGAAGAUAACAAAGAAAUUGGCAUUAACUAA